Molecule: messenger RNA, 1726 nt
Organism: Sardina pilchardus (European sardine)
Lineage: Eukaryota; Metazoa; Chordata; Actinopteri; Clupeiformes; Clupeidae
Product: acyl-coenzyme A thioesterase 1-like
Exons: 3
Coding region: 96-1463 (455 amino acids)
Biological process (GO): acyl-CoA metabolic process; fatty acid metabolic process
Molecular function (GO): fatty acyl-CoA hydrolase activity
Source: RefSeq, a predicted model, not a curated record
CUAGCCUACUCAACUGCAGCCUAAACCAGACCCUCGUGGGCGGAAUACACAUUUGUGUGAUUCUAUUUAUUUAUUUUCGUAACAAAGUAGGCCUAAUGAUAACGUACUGUCAAAGAGAUGUAAGUCGGGGGUUGUACAGAGCUUUUAAAGUUUUACACCUGAAACAUCUUACUAGGGUAUCUGUUAGGAUGUCUACUUCCGAUACUGCAGUAGGACUUCAUGUUAUACCAACGCGUUGUUAUUUUGAUGAGACAGUACAGGUAAUUGUGCGCGGACUCCUUCCUAAACAAUCAGUGAAGUUGGUGGCUGAAGCUAAAGAUGACAAAGGCAUGAUCUUCCAGUCGUCUGCAGUCCACAAAGCUAGCGAACAUGGAGAAGUGGAUUUGAAUCGCUCUCCCUCUCUGGGUGGCACAUAUAUUGGAGCUGAGCCUAUGGGACUUUUCUGGUCGUUACGCCCAUUGACCCCUCACAAUAAAUUCACAUGGUGGGAUGCAUCAAAGCCCGUGUUAGUGGAUGUUAAGGUGGUCAGUCAUGAAAAUCCUGGGCAUGUCCUUGCCAAGGAGACGCACCAAAGGCACUUCAUGAAGGAAGGUAUCCAACGGGUUGUCGUGACAGACGGUAAAAUACGGGGAACCCUCUUUAUUCCACCAGGGCCAGGACCCUUCCCUGGUGUUGUGGACCUUUACACUCUAGGCGGUGGCCCGUCAGAACCGAGAGCCAGUUUGCUGGCCAAUAAAGGGUUUGUGGUGCUCGCUCUGGCUUUCUACCGGUACAAGGAUUUGCCAAAAAAAGUUGACAAACUAGAUCUCGAGUAUUUUGAGGAGGGAAUACGUUUCUUGCAGAAACAACCUAAAGUGAAAGGCUCUGGAGUUGGAGUUAUUUCAAUCUCCAAGAGUGGAGAUCUAGCUCUCUCAAUGGCAUCAUUCCUGACAGGAAUCAAAGCAGUUGUAACCGUCAAUGGUUGCUGUGCUUGCACCGUUUUCCCUCUCCAUUACAAAGGUACCGUCACCCCCAUACUGCCAGCUGAUCCAGACAAAGUAAUCCUUACAGAGCAAGGGCUUUUGGACAUCAGCAAGGCCAUGGACGAUCCAGCAGCCAAUGAGAACCUGGCCUCUGUGAUUCCCGUUGAGCGUGCCCAUGACUGCAAUUUCAUGUUUGUAGCAUCUGAAGACGACAUGAACUGGGACAGUGUGGGUUUCGCGGAACUAGCUGCCCAGCGACUGAGAGACAGUGGGAAGGAGAACUUUGAGAUAGUGAGGUACCCCAAGGCAGGGCACUUUGUGGAUGUUCCCUACAUGCCCUUCUAUCCCUCUGGCAUCCAUGCGGCAGUGGGUAAAGUGGUGGCAUUUGGAGGAGAGGCUAAAACUAACGCACACGCUCAGGUAGAUUUAUGGGGGAGAGUUCAGGAGUUUUUCCGGAAGCAUUUAGACACAGACUACGCUCAGCAUAAAGCAAAGUUAUAAUACUUUACACGGCACACUUUAUUCUCUCAUAAUCUUUUCAAUCAAUCAAGUAUUUUUGGCACUCCCACUGCUAUCCUUUCUCAUGGCCUCCGGGUGGGACACCUUUUACAUAAAUAGGCCAAAAUGAAAUGACCUAUUUGUCAAUAAUAUUACUUUUAAAUCUAUGUUACCAUGCUGCAGUGAGUAUAGGGAGCUAGCAUGUGCCAACAUGGGUCAUUGUUGUGCUAUGUACAUGAAACUGCAUAAAGUGUGAUACCAUAUUA